CUGGAUGAGUCCUGUCCCCGCUCUGCUCCCCACAGAGCCUCUUGGAACAACAGCCAAUGAGAGGGGAAAGAUCUGGCAGAGUAGAACGCUGCCUUGGGAAUGUGAAUGGGGUGGGGAGAAGGAGGAGCACGGACAGGAUUUGUGUACUUCCUGUCACUGAAAUUGAAAGCAGCUGUUUGAAAUAUAAAUACUGUAAUUGAACUUCUGUGAAGUUUUAGCAGUAGGAAGAGGGAAGGCUUUCAUUUGACACAAGAAAAAAAUAUUCCAGGGGAUGAGUUAGAAACGGCAUGGCAGUGCGUCUUGGAUUGUGUAACUAAACUCCAAGACUCCUUUUUUCAUUUCUUAACAGGCAAUAAACCAGAAGGUCGUAAAGAUCUGUUGGAGGUUAGAGUGUACUUUAAAAUGGUUGCAACUAGCAAUUUAAGCAGUAAAAACACUGCAUGCAUUUCAGAAUUGUUGUACCAAGGCUUUCACCACGCAAACAUAAGCGACUUUGACUACUGGGAUUACGUUGUGCCUGAACCCAACCUUACUGAGGUGGUGUUUGAGGAGAGAACCUGUCAGAGUUUAGUUAAAAUGUUGGAGAACUGCCUAUCCAAAUCAAAGCAGACCAAACUUCACUGCUCAAAGGUUCUGAUACCAGAAAAACUAACCAAGAAAAUAGCUCAAGAUGUAUUGCGGCUUUCUUCAACUGAGCCCUGUGGUUUGAGAGGCUGCAUUAUCCAUGUCAAUUUAGAAAUUGGAAAUGUAUGUAAAAAGCUAGAUAAGAUUAUCUAUGACCCCAGUGUUGUUCCUACUUUUGAACUGACACUUGUGUUCAAGCAGGACUGUUGCUCAUGGCCCAGUUUCAGGGACUUUUUCUUUACCCGUGCUUGUUUCACAUCUGGCAGCAAACGUACUCUGAUUCUGAGUCCUGGGUUUCGGCUUAUUAAAAAAAAACUUUACUCCUUGAUUGGGACAGUCAUUGAAGAAUGCUAGAAAUCUUGUUGCAUGUUUAAAACUGUGUCUGAUUUUUUAAGAGGUACCUUGCUUUACAGUUUGAUUUCAUGCACAGCAACCAUUGUGCUCUGUAUGGGCUAUGCAAACACCCCAAUGUGUAAGCCUUCAAGUUGGCAUAAGAUAUUCCCAGUGUAGCUAACUGACUGCCUUUACUGGGUGUGCAAAAAAGGUGAGAACAAAGUAACUUUUUACUUGAAUCUUAUGGUUAACAUCUAGUUGACCUGUCCUACAGUCAGCCUAGUAAUUGUUACUGGCCAUUUUUCUAUAGAAAGUUCUUAUGCCAUGGAAAUAACUCUACCAGCAUAGGUUUAUAGUUCCAAAAGGUUCUUGUUAAAAUAGGGUUCAGCUAAUUAAAUUUAGUGGAUGUCAAACUCCCCCUGCCCAAACCAAGAAAUGGAUCUUGCAUCUUAAAAGGUAGCAGGCUGAUCAACCUGGUGCACAAGUAAAUAUUUCACAAUUUUUCCUAGGGGUUAUGUAGCAAACAGAAUUUGCACUGCAAUCUCAGCAAUGUGCACUUUUAAACUUUUUGAAGUGUUAAGGGGCAAAUGACUUGUCAAAACAAUAGUCAGUUGUGUUUGAAUAUUUUUGCUUUUUUAAAAACUGGAAAACAAUGCAAUUUGGGUAGAUGGAUUUAAAAGUAAGGUAACUUCUCAAGCAGAAAUGCUAAAUCAUUUUCUUGAAGACACUUGUCUACCUUAUACUUAGUUUUGAAAAUAGAAUAUGUCUGCAGGCAGACUUGCCCUCUUUUACUGGGCAGAAAACUGAAUCCUACUAUUCCCUUGCCAUAUCCCUUCCUCCAAGUGGAACCAAGAAACACUUUCGUUUGUUCUCUCACUAGCUCCUCUCCAAAGUCUGGAGGAUUUUUUUUCUGUUCUGGCAUGGUAGCUCAAGCUCUUCAGAGGACACCUCAUGGGGGUUUCAGGUCUCCACACCAUCAUAGUGGCCCACUUUGGUUCUGGAAUGGCCUGGCAGUUUCUUCCUUUCAUGAGCCUGCCCUCUUCAUUUCUCCAAGGUAGCUAAAGUUUAGCUAGUGUUCAACCUGAUGCUUGCAUUGCUGCUCGAAUGUCUUUCCCCGCUUUCCCCCUCAUCUUCCCUAGAAACUUCCAUUUCAAUUUUACACCACUACUGCAGAAAAUUAACUAGUUGUCUCCCCAUGCUCAAACAAGCUGACUAGUUGGCCUAGAUAAAACACAGGAACUUUCAAAAGACCAUGAACUGAAAUAGUGACGGUCACUGUCUGUAACUGAUGCAACAUCUUUCAGAUCUGGCCGGGGCAGAUAUUAACACUAUGCAAUAUGGGGGUUAGGGGGUAGAGGCUUGCCUAAUCUUUUAGUCUAUUUUCCCUGCCAUGCUUUUCAGUAACAGUUCUCUGGCUAUGUGCCACUCUUCUGAGGGGGGGCGGAGAAAAAGCUGAAAGGUUUACUGUGUCUUGGUUGCUGGCACUUAGGUUUCUCGGAAGAUGACUAUCAACAGAUAAUAGAGGGAAACUACCUUGGCAGACGUGUGCCAAGUGUCUUGGCUCCUAGCAGUCAUUCUCUUGAAGACUUACCUUGCAAGUACUUAAGCUAUAUCAACAUGUAUGAAACACUUCUGGCACUAUUUGACACUUACCAAGUGUGUGGUGGAGGAGGGGGAAGUGUGUGUGUUCUCCAUCAAGUUGCAUAUUAGGUAUACAAUGUAACCGGCUUAGUUGGAUUACAGAACUGCACUCUUCUAACAUUUGGAAGUUACUGCACCUCACAGCUAUUAAGCCUUUGCCUUAUCAGAAUUGGACCAUUGUAAACUGACUUGUUUUGCACUUGUACUGCUUUUAAUGUUUUAAUGUCAAUGCCUUAAACGGUGGUGUCACUUUGUAUGGUUGGAUCUCUCUGCACUGAUGUAUAGAUGUUGGGUCCCCUCCCCCUGAACUGUUCUUGGGCUUGCCUUUUGAACUUCAAGAUAGCAAUUACUUACUGGCACUGUUCUUGAAACUGAUUCAUGUGCAAGAAAAUGGGUUUGUCUAUCUUGACAAUAAAAGCUAUAUUUUUUACCUUUCAAA
Chrysemys picta bellii (western painted turtle) is the source of this 3037-nucleotide messenger RNA. The record is from RefSeq and is a predicted model, not a curated record. NCBI's taxonomy places the organism in Eukaryota, Metazoa, Chordata, Testudines, Emydidae.